This is a messenger RNA of Suillus subaureus, 228 nucleotides long. RefSeq lists its product as uncharacterized. The record is from RefSeq and is a predicted model, not a curated record. Gene Ontology annotation, biological process: protein secretion. The transcript is spliced from 2 exons. Bases 1 to 228 code for a protein of 75 amino acids. Lineage: Eukaryota; Fungi; Basidiomycota; Agaricomycetes; Boletales; Suillaceae.
AUGCCAACACCCGUCUUACUGUCACGUGGACUCGACCCGGUGUUAGGCAUUUUCACGGGUUGCUUUGCCUAUUACCUUCACGAAACGCAUCCACGCACCGCACCCCCGCCAGACAAACAGCUUGCGGCACUCGUUCAGUGGAAAUGGGCAAAAUGGAAGCGUGAACGGGAGGAAAAGCUGGAUGCGCUCGAGAGAGAGGCAGAAACAUCUUCCAGAGUAGUCGGUUGA